CAUAUAAGAAUGUGUUGUACGCUGUGCAGGUGUUUCGGUGGACAGGUGUCCUGGGAUAAAUCACUGUGCAUCGGCAGCACAUAUGAUGAAACAGACGAAAUGAUCACACAUCACAUUGUGGACAGACCCACCAUCAACAAACAGUACAUCAACAGGUACUACAUCCAGCCCCAGUGGGUGUAUGACUGUGUAAAUGCGAAGAUUCUGUUACCUGUAGAGGAAUAUUUCCUGGGAGUUACACUGCCGCCCCAUCUGUCACCAUUCGUGGAGGAGAGUGAGGGAGAUUAUGUGCCGCCUGAGAAACUCAAACUCUUGGCCCUGCAGAGAGGAGAGAAGCCACAGACGGAAGAAGAGGAGGAGGAGGAUGAAGAUGACGAAGAGGAAGAUGAUCAAAGUGAGGAAGAAGAUGAGUCUGAAGAUGAAGCAAAUUUAGCUGAAAUGGAGGAGAAGAGAGCUCAGGGAAAGGUAAGAUC
Sinocyclocheilus grahami is the source of this 473-nucleotide messenger RNA. Its product is annotated as pescadillo-like. The record is from RefSeq and is a predicted model, not a curated record. Lineage: Eukaryota; Metazoa; Chordata; Actinopteri; Cypriniformes; Cyprinidae. The annotation marks the transcript as partial. Gene Ontology annotation, molecular function: RNA binding. Gene Ontology annotation, biological process: maturation of LSU-rRNA from tricistronic rRNA transcript (SSU-rRNA, 5.8S rRNA, LSU-rRNA); ribosome biogenesis. Gene Ontology annotation, cellular component: PeBoW complex; nucleolus. The transcript has 3 exons.